GAAUCACGAAGUUGGGUUAAUGAGGAGACAAAUUCUUUGUGGCUGUAAGGCUGGGAGAGUCGAACAGCCUCAGAUCCUGGGGAUGGGAAUUUUCUUCCUGAGUUGGUAAAACACUACUUUACUUGCUUGCCCUCACGGAACUCCACUGGCAUACACAUCCCCCGAACAUCAACAAAACCCACUGGAAGAAUUAACGUAAGGACGCAUUGCAGAUUGUAGAAGCUGAAUCCCAGUAAACUGAACAGGCAUGAUGCAGAGGAAGCUUGUGCUGCUGGUUGGCAUCACCACGUUUACCUUCCUCAUGACGCUGUGGUGGGAGCAUGUGAUACACCUGGUGAACCUGAUGAGAAGCGAAAGACCCUCAGCUGAGCCUGAACAGUGGCCAGAACCCACACUGCAGUCACGACAAUGUGCGCCCCCGGACCCCAUCACCCCCAUCCCAGGCUCAAAACACCUCAUGGUGUCUGCCUUUAAGGACCACAGACUGGGUGGGGCCAUCCGGGUCAUCAGCAUCAUCUGCAGGCAGGAGCUGCAGCCGCUCUACUGUGUCCUGUGUGCCAAUGAUGACACUAAUGCCAAUGCUAAAUGUAGUACUAGCACUGAUGCUAAGGAUCUGAGUCGGUGCACCACUUCACAGGCAAAAGUUGAUGUGCACGUAGACCACUUUGGCUUUCCUUUUCAGACUUCAGAUGUGUUUUGCACGAGUCCAUCAUCACAGCAAGCCACACAUGUUAGUAUAACAAGUGACGAAACCGCCAUGCACAAUUUGACAUUUUUACGAAUCCAGAACCUGGAGGUUAAAGAGUCAUUUAGGUACAACUUCACCAUAUGCAUAUCCAGCCUAUUUGGGGAGUACAAUAAUGCUCUCCAGUUUGUGCAGACCAUGGAGGUGUACAAGUUGAUUGGGGUUCAGAGGGUUGUCAUCUACAACACCAGCUGUGGCCCAGAUGUUGAGAAAGUUAUUACGUAUUACAGGAGAGAGGGUAUGCUGGAAGUUGUGCCUUGGCCUAUAGACAAGUUUCUAAUGCCCUCUGCUGGGUGGAAGCAUGUCAGACACCCUGGGGACAUCCACUAUUAUGGACAACUGACCACUCUGAAUGAAUGCAUGUACAGAUACAUGUACCAGUCAAAGUACCUCCUGCUGCAUGAUCUUGACGAGAUCAUUAUGCCUUACAAACAUGCCAACCUGAACAAGCUAAUGGACUCACUACAGUUAAACCAUCCCAAGACAGGAGUCUUCAUAAUCAAUAACUAUGUCUUCCCUACCACAGAGUUCGAUAAGAGCAGCCGAUUUCAUCUGCCUCAGUGGAACAGCGUGCCUGGUGUGAACAUCCUGGAGCACAUCUACCAACAGCCGGCCAGGAAGAAUGUGGAUAAUCCCGCCAAGCUGAUUAUCAACCCACAGAGAGUGGAGCAGACAUCUGUCCACUCUACACUGAAGCAGGUCGGAAGUUAUGUCAUCAUCCCAUUUAAUACAUGCCGGACCAUCCACAUCAAGCACUCACAUCUAAACAUUUCCAGAAGCCGACUGAUUGUGGACAAGAAACUCUGGGAGUUUGCAGAAAUAUUAAUUCCCAGAAUUGAUCAAGCUCUGGAGGAAUCAGAUUGGGAGGCGUUGGAUUUGAAAUCAGCCACAAAAGACUGUGUCAAAUUCCAGAAGAGCUUCAAAAUCAGUGACGCACGGAUGCUGGACCUAAGCACCAACAAGGUUGGUAUCAAGACAACAUCCAAUGGAGAGUACAAUUACUACAGUGUGCUGAAGCGGGGAAAGCGAUGGGCUGACCUAAAACCUGAGGUCAUUGCAAAGCAGACCUCUGUGAAGGCUGCAAAGAAACGUGAUGUGCUGGGCCUAGGUGUGUUGGAUGAGGUCAGGGCUUUUUAUGGAGAAGUUCUGUAUGAGGUGGCUGACAAUAACGGCCAGAGUGAUGAGGAUGCAGAGUGA
This is a messenger RNA of Sardina pilchardus (European sardine), 1942 nucleotides long. RefSeq lists its product as uncharacterized. Bases 248 to 1942 code for a protein of 564 amino acids. Gene Ontology annotation, molecular function: glycosyltransferase activity. The record is from RefSeq and is a predicted model, not a curated record. The transcript has 4 exons. Gene Ontology annotation, cellular component: cytoplasm. NCBI's taxonomy places the organism in Eukaryota, Metazoa, Chordata, Actinopteri, Clupeiformes, Clupeidae.